Myripristis murdjan (pinecone soldierfish) is the source of this 1562-nucleotide messenger RNA. RefSeq names its product secreted immunoglobulin domain 4 (gene sid4). NCBI's taxonomy places the organism in Eukaryota, Metazoa, Chordata, Actinopteri, Holocentriformes, Holocentridae. The coding region runs from base 1 to 1143 and encodes 380 amino acids. The transcript is spliced from 8 exons. The record is from RefSeq and is a predicted model, not a curated record.
AUGGAUAUCUCGCCUGCAGCUCUGAUCCUGUGCUCUCUGCUCUGUUCAGUGGUGGCGCAGGCUCCUGUCAUCUCAGUGGAGCCCCGGGUGGCUGGAGUACGCCAGGGGGAGUCCGUCAGCUUUAGGUGUCAAGUGGCGAGUGGGGCGCAGCCUGUCCAACUUGAGUGGAGGAAAGUCUCUAACCAAGCGCUACCAGACAAUGCUAAGAUUGGUCCUGAUGGCUCUGUGCUGACGAUUGCUAACGCCCGACCUGGUAACCAGGGCCAGUACCGCUGUGUGGCGUCCAACUCUGCAGGCCGCAGCUCCACCACAGCUGUGCUGAAUGUCAGAUAUUCUCCCAAAGUGAAGGUGAAGCCAGCAGGGCCCCUGCGGGUCAGGAUCGGUGACUCUGUGUCUGUAGAAUGUCGUGCCACAGGCAGGCCAAACCCCACGCUGACCUGGAAACGCCAAGGCUCCACCCUCCAGCUGGUUACUACGAUGGCAAAUGAUGUAAACACCAUACAGUGGCCUGCAGUGCGUCCUGAGGACUCAGGAGUGUACAUUUGUCAAGCUGAAAACAGCGAGGGGGUGACAGAUGUCAAAGUUGAAAUCAUUGUUGUGGGUCCGCAAGGUGCACCACUGGCCUCAGUGACGGCUGAGGAAAUUACAGCUGUGGAGGGACAUUCAGUUACUAUGGAGUGUCAUGCUACUGGUUCUCCACCUCCUGUAAUCACCUGGUCCAAGCUACGAGCACCAUUGCCAUGGAAACACACAAUGGUGGGUGGAGUUCUGACACUGACCAGUGUGGGGCGUCAGGACUCAGGACAAUACAUCUGCAAUGCAACUAACAUCCAUGGCUACAGUGAGGCUUACACGCAGAUGGAGGUGGAGGCUCCCCCAUACACCACCUGUCUGCCUGAGCAGGUGAGGCUGCAGCCAGGCGACGCCCUGCAGCUGCAGUGCUUAGCCUACGGCUCUCAUCCCAUCCAGCUUCAAUGGAGCAGAGUGGGAAGGGCAGCCAUGCCUGCAGCGGCCGAGACCACCAGUGAUGGCAAGCUUCAGAUAGCCCACGUGAAACUGGCUGACAGUGGGACCUACAAAUGUGUGGCCACCAACCACAUUGGCUCCAGUGAGGCACUGGCCAAAGUCAUAAUAAAAGCUUAAACUAACACCCGUGGUGACAUUUGUCAGCAAUUAAAAAAAACCACACUACUUCUUCCUGCAAGACUGGGUUAUUGCCAUCACCAAAAGUUAACUGAGGCACCUGAGAAAUGUAGACGUAUUAGAUUAUUGUAUUUCAACUUCUGAAAGUGAAAGACAUCAGUGUUGUUCAAAACCUUGAUAUGUCUGUGCUUAUGGGGUUAAUUGUGUAUUUUUAUAGAGAAUCACAGCUUUUUGCUUCGUCUACUGUCUGAUGUUGUACUGUGCACGUGUGCAGACUGAUAACAAAGAUGUGGGAGUCACUGUUCCUGCUCCAGUGUCUGCUCCUGCAUCACAUUCCUCCUUCCUGUGUGUCUAGACCGUUGCACUUUCUAACAAGGAAAGGAGAGUAGGGACCAACAAUAUCACUGCCCAACUGUUGA